UUGUACAAAAAAUAAAAUUAUUUUUGCAGAUGAUGUUGCGGAAGCCAAUAACGUUGUGGUUUAGCAAAUCAAUAUUUGUGGUCGUGGCAAUUGGUACUCUCAUUGUGAUGCUGUACCAGUUGCCUAUGUACUUCCGACUACAGAAGGAAUUCAAAAGAAGGCAGCAGCCAAAAUAUGACAUUAAUGCCUUCUGUCCAUUGCCACGCUACGAUCCGUUCGAUUUGUCGAUCCAACAAUAUAUCACGAGCUGGAGCAGGAUCAACUGUGGCAAGCAGCAGCAGCCUCUCACUUACCUGGACAAAAACGGACUGUUGCAAGUCGACCGGACAACUGCCGAGGGAGAGAACAUCUAUUGUUACUUUCAUGAGGUCAUUCGAAAGGAUGAUAAUACAAUCGAACUAGGAGCUCCGAAAGUUGUUUUUGACCCUGAGCCCCUACCUUAUGAAUUCACCAUUGUUAAGUGCGAGCAGGGGUCGAACAAAAAGGUUGUUUACGAAACAGGAUAUACGAAAAUCAGAGAAGUGCCUGAAGAUAUUGCAAAAAAGAGCAAGGUGGCGUCUAAAAAUGGAAAGGUCAACGUUCUCAUUUUCGUCUUUGACUCCAUGUCCAGGCUGAACUUUGAACGGCAGCUGCCCAAGACGAGCAAGUUUAUUGAGGAACACGUCGGAGGGGUUGUGAUGAACGGUCUGACGAAGGUGGGAGACAACACCUUUCCAAACAUGCUGGCCCUGCUAAGUGGCUUUACAGCGCAGAGGUACAGUUCUGACAAAGCUCUCAGCCCGUUUUGGCUGGACAAAUCAGGGUACUUUGACCACCUGCCCACUCUAUGGAAGAACUUUUCACAAAACGGCUACGUGACGAUGUUCACCGAGGACCACCCACAGUAUGCCGCCUUUAACUACAUGCGGUUUGGCUUCAAGGAGCCUCCCACCGACUAUUACAUGAGACCGUUUUGGAUCGCCAUGGAGGGUCUUCAUCAUAGCAUGUUUGAAGAUUACAGAUGCUACGGCCACCUGCCCAAGCACGACUUCCUCUUCAAUUAUGCCAAGGAGUUUUCAGCAGUGAUGCAAGAAAAAGGGCAUGCUUACUUUUCGCUGACGUUCUCAACACUCCUCAGCCAUGAUGCAAUCAACUCUAUUAAGAUAAUUGACGACGAUAUCCUCGGACUAUUUCAAACGCUCGAGGCACAAAAGGUCUUCGAGAACUCGGUCGUGCUGGUCAUGGGAGACCACGGAAACAGAUUUGACCAGAUUCGUCGAACGGCCAUCGGAAGGGUGGAGGAGCGGAUGCCGUACCUGGCCGUGAUGCUGCCGCCGUCGCUGGAGCGCUUCAGAAACGGCCUUGAGGCGAACGCGGACGUGCUGACCAGCUGGCACGACGUGCGCGAGAUGCUGCUCGACCUGGCCGUGGACAACCUGGGCGUGGAGUCGAAGGUGACGCGCCACGGGCUCAAGGGAAGUUCGCUGCUGCGGCCCAUCCCCAGCGACAGGACCUGCCUGGAGAUCGGAAUCCCCAGGGAGUACUGCGUGUGCUGGAUCGAGCAGGAGCUGAGCCCCCUAGAUUCGGGACUUAAGAAGAGUGCAGAAAUUUUGGUUAACAAAAUCAACCAAAUAAUAGAAGAGAGGGACAAAAAGGGACUGUGUGCUCGUCUGCAGCUGACAAAGGUGCACGGUGGGCAAAAACUCUUGCCAUCUGCCGCAGUCGGGGGCCGCGUUGGUCCCUCCGAUGUGACCAGAAUCAUGAUAUCAGUGUCGCCGUCGAACGCGCUGCUUGAGGGCACGCUGGAGACAGAUGCCAACGGAACUAGAAUACUUGGAAAUGUGAACAGACUGAACAAAUACGGCAGCCAGUCCGACUGUGUCAAUAACUCUGCCCUUACUCUUAUCUGCUAUUGUAAGAACACUCACGGAUAGUUCCUCGUCGUCACGGAAUUAGUGAAUAUCUGUAUAUAUUGUACAAAACCUAUGGGGUUUCUCAUUAUAAAU
This is a messenger RNA of Cloeon dipterum, 1985 nucleotides long. RefSeq lists its product as uncharacterized. The transcript has 4 exons. The coding region runs from base 30 to 1913 and encodes 627 amino acids. Lineage: Eukaryota; Metazoa; Arthropoda; Insecta; Ephemeroptera; Baetidae. The record is from RefSeq and is a predicted model, not a curated record.